This is a messenger RNA of Ricinus communis (castor bean), 3990 nucleotides long. Its product is annotated as filament-like plant protein 7. The coding region runs from base 520 to 3807 and encodes 1095 amino acids. The record is from RefSeq and is a predicted model, not a curated record. NCBI's taxonomy places the organism in Eukaryota, Viridiplantae, Streptophyta, Magnoliopsida, Malpighiales, Euphorbiaceae. The transcript has 6 exons.
GACAGCAACAAUUACCAAUCCCCCGCGCAAAACGCCAAUAUUUACUGCUUAUGUUUUAAGUUUUAACCCCAAAAGAAUUACAGUGUCAGAUCAGUACCGACACCUCUCCCUCGCAAAUCCUUUACUAUUUACUAGUUUUUACUUCACUUUCUGCCUUUCUCUACUGUACCUUACUUUUUCACCUUUUUUAUUUUUAUUUUUUCUCGUUUACCAAACACACAUAUACACACUUGACAGUUUCUCUCUCUUAGCUGUUGUUUUAUCGAAUCUCUUCUUCUACUUCUGCCUCUCUCUCUCUCGUCUUUUAAUUAGUCGGUAGGAUCGGAGCAAAAGCCAUUAUUAUUUUUUUAUCUCUCUUUAGCAUCUUCUAAUUAUUUCUUUCUAUCUUUUUUCUCUUUCCUUUGAGAAAAUGCAUUAUCUGGUUUCAUUUUAGUUAGCACCAGAGCUGGCAUUGUGUUUCUACUGUUAAUAGAUAUUUUUAUGUGUUCGAGUACUGAAGUGGAGUAAGUGAGAAAAAUAAUGGACCAUAAGAGUACAUGGUUAUGGAGAAAGAAAUCUACAGAGAAGAUGAUUGUUUCAUCUGAUAAAGUAAAUAUGUCUCCUAAGGAAAAUGAAGAUGAGAUUCACACACUUUUGACUGAUAAGGUAAAAUUGGAGAAUGACCUGAAAAGCUUAAAUGAAAAACUUUCGUCAGCCCUGUCUGAGAAUAACGCUAAAGAUGACCUUAUAAAGAAACAAAUGAAGAUGACAGAGGAAGCCAUGGCAGGCCUGGAGAAGGCAGAAGCAAAAGCAGUGUCCCUUAAGCAAGAGUUAGAUAAAGCCUUACAGCAGAGAGCUGCUGGAGAAGAACGAUUAACUCAAACAGAGGCUGCCCUCAAGGAGUGCAUGCAACAGCUGCAUUUUGUUCGACAAGAGCAGGAGCGUAGGAUUCAUGAUGCUGUGGUGAAGGCAUCAGGGGAAUUUGAAAAGUCCCAAAUGAUUUUGGAGGAGAAGUUGGCAGAUAACAGUAAAAGGCUUGCAAAAAUAGGUGUUGAGAAUACUCAUCUCAGUAAGGCUCUCUUAGCAAAGGAAAAGACAAUUGACGAUUUGACUACACAAAAGGCUCAGGUGGAUGCAGACAUUAGUGCUCUAAUGACUAGGUUAGAGUCCAUUGAGAAAGAUAAUGCGUCAUUGAAAUAUGAAGUACGAGUUUUAGAAAAGGAGCUUGAGAUUCGGAAUGAAGAGAGAGAAUUUAAUCGUAGAACAGCUGAUGCAUCACGUAAGCAACACUUAGAGAGUGUGAAAAAAAUUGCGAAGUUAGAAUCAGAAUGUCAGAGGCUACGUCUGCUUGUUCGCAAGCGUUUGCCAGGUCCUGCUGCGUUGGCGAAGAUGAAAAGUGAAGUUGAUAUACUGGGAAGAGAUUCUGUUGAAAUGAGGAGGAGGAGAACAAGUUCUAGUCCUAAUGGCUUAAUGGUCGACUCUGCUGUUGACAGGUCUGCAGACACUCUCAGCAAACAGAUCAACUUUCUGACUGAGCAGUUAUGUGCUAUUGAAGAAGAAAACAAGACUCUCAAGGAAGCCCUCAACAGAAAAGCAAAUGAACUUCAAACUUUAAGAUCCAUGUAUGCUCGUGCAGCUUCGAAGUUAUCCCAGGUUGAUUUCCAUUUCGAUGAACUAUCAAAAAGCCAGACAUGCUUGGAGCCAUCAAGGAGUGGUCUUCCACCACAUGAGGUAUCUCUGACCUCAAUGUCUGACGUUGGCAGUGACGAUAAGAUUAGCUGUGCUGAAUCGUGGGCUUCUGCUUUGAUUUCUGAACUAGACCACUUCAAGCAUGGGAAACAAGGGGGGUCACCUUCUGCUAAAACUGUCGGAGCUUCAGAUAUAAAUCUGAUGGAUGAUUUCAUAGAAAUGGAAAGACUUGCUAUAGUCUCAGUCGAUCAGAAGACAGGAAGCCCUCAUGUAACAUCUGAUGAUGCAAAGGAACCUGUUAACCCCAUUGGAACAGGUUUGAAUGGGCAUCCAUCACAGGUAACAGGUGGAGAGAUCAUUGGUUCUGGGGUAUCUGACCAGGAAAUCAAGUCCACAGAGGUACUGAUUAAUAAAGCUCCUGAUUGGCUUCAGAAUAUUUUGAAAGCAGUGUUGGAGCAAACUCGUAUGACACAAAGAAAACCUGAUAAAAUACUGGAGGAUGUUAAAGGAGCUUUGGCAGACAUAAGUAAUGGGAGGCAGGCAGAGUGUGCAGAUACAAGAGAGAGCUCAAAAAAUUCCCCUCAUGUUGCUGGAUACAUCUCUUGGAAGCCUAUAGAUGAGUCAGCACCAGUAGACUCAUCAUGUGGAAUAACGGAUGAUGAUGCAUUUUUCACAGAUACUAACAAUCAGCAGUUCCAGUCAGAUCUAGGCAAAUCAAUACAGAAGAUAAUUGAGCAUCUUGAAGGGAUCACUUCACCCAAUUAUGAUACUUCAGAGGCUUUAUCUAGAAAGGAUGGGAGUUUGUUCCCAUACAAGAAUGAAACAUCUUCAGGCUACAUGGUUCGUGUUUUCCAGUGGAAGACUUCUGAACUUGGUAUUGUAGUACAGCAAUUUGUUCAUGCUUGUUGUGAUCUCGUGAAUGGAAAAUCUGAUGUGAACAGGUUUGCCCAAGAAUUAAGUGCUGCUUUGGACUGGAUUGUGAACCAUUGCUUUUCCCUUCAAGAUGUUUCUAGCAUGAAAGAUGCAAUUAAGAAGCAUUUUGAAUGGGACGAAACACGAAGUGAAAGUGAAGCAGAAGCUGGAACGAUGAGUCAAUUCUCUCAAGUGGAUAAGCUGAGCCUUCCUCGUGAGCAGUUGUCAUGUCUGCCUAUGGUUUCUGCUUCAAAUGGGCUUCUUAACUUUCCUGAAAGGGAUGAAUUUCAUUCUACUAAUGCAGAUGAAAAUAAAAAAUUAAGAGAUGAAUUGAUUAACAUAGAAUCUACAAAGAAAGACUUGGAAGGAAGGCUUCAGUCAGCUGUUGAUAAGAGCGAAACGUUAAUGAAUCAACUUCAGGAUUCUGAGGAAACUAUUGCAAGCUUGCAAAAAGAGUUGGACUCUCUGAAAAUGUCAAAAGCAAUGAGUGAAAAUCAAAAUGAAAAUCAGAAGUUGAUGAGAGAAGAUCUCGAUACACAAUUUGCAGUAGCCAAAGCAGAGUUAGAUGAGGCUCGCAAAUUGAUUUCUUCCCUGGAAGUGGAACUUGAGAAUAAAACUAGCUGCUGCGAGGAAUUGGAGGCCACAUGUCUUGAAUUGCAGCUUCAACUUGAAAGCAUAGGAAAGAAAGAAAUCCCCGAUCUUGAGGAAGCAAAGCAACUUCGAACUGAUUGGGAGAUAACAGCUGCUUCAGAAAAGUUGGCAGAGUGCCAAGAGACUAUUCUAAAUCUAGGGAAGCAGUUGAAGGCAUUGGCUGCACCGAGUGAAGCAAGCCUUUUUGACAAGGUCAUCUCUUCCUCCCCCGAUAGAAAUGGUGACUCAAUCAGCACAAACACGACUUUGAGUGCACCUAGGAACAAACUUAUGAACCAAAGGUCCUCUCUUCGAGAUCAGAUGCUAGCCGAGGACAAUGCUAAGACAAAGAGUGGUGGAUCCCCUCAGACGAAAGAGAGUGACAACGUUGGCUUUGUUUCCGAUGGGAAGGUUGAGCCUCUUGAAAAGAUACUCAUUUUGAAUGAAACUAAAGUCCAAGAUGAUAAUGUUGCAAUUAGGUCUCUGGCUAUUGUGCCGCGCAAGAAAAGAGGAGGUGGGAACCUGUGGAGAAAGCUAUUAUGGAGAAAGAAGAACACUAACAGCAAGAAUCCAACCCUUCCAUUUCCUUCGCAAUAGAUCAUCACUUUAUGGAGUUUGUUCUGACUUGUUUAGGUCCGGAUGUGAUGCAACAAAGCCUGUCUUUGGUGGAGAAUUUUGCAUGGUUGCGUGUAUUCCUUCUGUAGAUAUAAAUGUUGCGUAGAUAAGGUUUUUGUACUAUAGCCAAACAAAAGAGUAAAAGAGUUAAAUAAUGGAGUUUCA